Messenger RNA from Pangasianodon hypophthalmus (striped catfish), 1998 nucleotides. RefSeq names its product 1-phosphatidylinositol phosphodiesterase-like. The record is from RefSeq and is a predicted model, not a curated record. The coding region runs from base 221 to 1123 and encodes 300 amino acids. The transcript has 2 exons. Gene Ontology annotation, biological process: lipid metabolic process. NCBI's taxonomy places the organism in Eukaryota, Metazoa, Chordata, Actinopteri, Siluriformes, Pangasiidae. Gene Ontology annotation, molecular function: phosphoric diester hydrolase activity.
AAGUCAUUGUAACAGUAUCACAAAUGCUAAAAUCGCAACGCUUAAAAAUAUCUUAUUAAUUAAUGCUUUUUGUUUAGUUCAUUAGCAGUUGAAAUACGAAUUAUUGUUUUUUAUCCCAUCUACAUUCUAGACAUAUCUCUAAUUACGAAGUGAAUGUGUUGUCGUAAAAUAUCAAACUUUUUAAUGCCUUGUACUUUUCCUCCAUUAAUUAUAGGCAAAGAUGAAGAAAACGAAUGUCGACCAAAUCCUGUGUGUGUCAUUACUUAUUCUGCUGCUUCCUGCAAAGAUGGAAAGUCACAGUCCGGCUUUCAACGAUAAGGAGCAGCUCAUCCUUCCCGAGUCCUACAAUAUCGGCUGGAUGAUGGAGCUGGAUGGUGACACUCUCCUGUCUGAUAUCACCAUUCCUGGAACGCAUGACACCAUGGCACUUUAUGGAGGACCCGCAGCUGAGUGCCAGGCCUGGAACCUGGAGGACCAGCUGAAGGCAGGUAUCCGCUACCUGGACCUCCGAGUGUACGCUUUCGAAAACACGCUGUACCUCAUGCACGGGAUCGUUUACGAGCACUCGACAUUCACCAAGGCUCUCGACACACUCAAGGUGUUCCUGUCGGAGUUCCCAAGCGAGACGGUUCUCGCCCGAGUCAAGCCCGAUUUGUUUGAUAAGAGUAAAGUUCAAGAAUUGGUUGAAAAGCUCAUCGAGGGCGAUAGCAGUGUCUGGGUGAAGUCUACCAUACCACGACUGGAUGAAGUAAGAGGCAAGAUUGUGUUUGUACAAGAAGACAGCUUUAUGCUUGGCGUGCCUCUGCUGGAAACCGACACCAAGGGGGACUACAAGGUCGUUCAUGUUAAUGACAAGGAGAAAGAAAUCUCUCAGCACCUCAAUCUAGCCAUGAACGAGUGCGGAGGAAAUUCUCUCAUCCUCACCUAUUCCAGUGGCACGGGCAUCGGCACGUUUGAAGGCAUGUUUCUAACACCGAAAAGGGUGGCUGAAAAGAUCGACCCUUGGCUGUAUGAUUAUCUGCAAAUGCUGCUUGCUGAGGGGUCUACACCGUGUUUCGGGAUCAUAGCCAUGGACUUUCCAAGCUUUGACCUCAUACAAACGGUCAUCAAGUUUAAUAACUAGCUUUGCAGGGUUGCUUCAAAUUCUAAUCAAACUUAAUGGUUAAUGUUUUCAUGGUUUGCAAAUUUCUACAUCAGGAUCCAAUUAUCCUUUUAUUUCUAUAAUAGCUAAUGAAGACAUUUCUUGCAUGCAUUUUACAUAAUAACAUCAAUCUCUUUCUAAAUAAGUCUGUUAAUCCUGUCUUACCUCUGUGGCACCUACUGGAGUGUUAUUUUUUCAACCUGUUUAACUGUGAUUGUAAAUGUGAUUGUAUUGCAUUCUGAAAAUAAUAGCAGUAAAAUGACUUUUGCUGUUGCUUUUGUAUGUCGUUAUUUCUCCUGGAGCUAUUAAUCUAGUACAAGUAGCCAGUGAAAUGUCAAGUAUAAUUCAAUGAUGUAUAAAGCUUAGAGUAAUACAAUGAAUUACAAAUAAAGAGAAAAUAUCAGGUUUGAUUUAGUUUACCCCAACAUGUUAAUUAAUAGAUUAACUAACACACAUGUACUAACAUGUAAUUAAGGUGAUCGUAAUUCACGCAGGAAUUCAUAAGAUUAACGUCGUAGUUAUGUUUAGCUCUGUUAAUGAUUAGUACCUUACCUCAUCAUUAGUUUAUAUUUAAGUAGGUAUUAAUUCAGGGAUUAAUGCAUGAUUAUUUAUAUACUGUUAUUAUAAUAGUACUCUCAAUUACUGAGUAUUUUGAGUGUGUGUUUCACUGGGUCUCAUAUGUGACUGUCAGAUGCUUUGUGAAUCAUGAGACAAUGGCAUAAGAAAUAAACAGAUUUCCCCUUUUAUUCAUAGCAGAGUGGCUCUGUGACAUUUGUAUGCUUAUGCCACCAUCUACAGGCGUGGCAGCAUAACUACUGGACCUUUUAUAGGAAACUAAAUUCCCAAAUAAAAAACUG